AUGGUGACACCCGGCGGGACGCCAGCCCUGAGGUCACCGCGGAGCUCGGGCUCAGGCGAGACGGCCCCCAUGCAUUCCCCGCGCUACCCCAGCCCCGCCGAGCUGGACGCCUACGCACAGAAGGUGGCCAACAGCCCGCUGACCAUCAAGAUCUUCCCCACCAACAUCAGGGUCCCCCAGCACAAGCACCUUAACCGGACGGUGAACGGCUACGACACCACGGGGCAGAGGUACAGCCCCUACCCCCUGCACGCCGGCGGCUACCAGGGGCUGCUGGCCAUCGUCAAAGCCUCUGGCAAAAGCGUGGUGAAGAACUCGGAGGGGAAGCGGACUAAGCUCUCGCCUGCCCAGGUGGGCGUCGCUCCCUCCCCCGCCUCAAGCACUUUAGCUCAAGGUCCCUCCUGCGCCGGGCAGCUGAGCUACCACGGCGGCCAGAAGCAGCUGGAGGGUCCCGUGCCCCCCAACGUGACGGUGGCGGCCUCGGUGCUGCCUCUGGCGGGAAGGAGCCUGGCCCUGCCGCCCUCCAACCUGCCCUCCAUCCAGAGCAUCAUCUACCAGAUCAAUCAGCAGUGCCAGGCGCAGGGUGCCCAGCCCGGCUGCCCGGCCGUCGUGGCCGCCCACCCCAGCCCGGCCAAGCACGGCGCCUUCGGCCCCGGCUACGGCGGCACCGUCCUGCCCGAGACCAGGGCCCCAUCCGGGCUGGACACCCACGGGGACAGCGGCUGCCGGAGGGACAGAGGCUGCGCAAAUCCCUGA
Cyanistes caeruleus (blue tit) is the source of this 756-nucleotide messenger RNA. NCBI's taxonomy places the organism in Eukaryota, Metazoa, Chordata, Aves, Passeriformes, Paridae. The record is from RefSeq and is a predicted model, not a curated record.